This is a messenger RNA of Postia placenta MAD-698-R-SB12, 1116 nucleotides long. RefSeq lists its product as hypothetical. The record is from RefSeq and is a predicted model, not a curated record. The transcript has 2 exons. The coding region runs from base 1 to 1116 and encodes 371 amino acids. NCBI's taxonomy places the organism in Eukaryota, Fungi, Basidiomycota, Agaricomycetes, Polyporales, Adustoporiaceae.
AUGGCCUCUCGAGGCUCUACACCCGGGGCUGCGCUCUCGAGGCUCACCCUCGAGAGUACCCUUACUCGGAUGGGCUCCCCUGUCCCCUCCGCGGUGACGGGGGCAGUCGAACAACCCGCGGCUGCGGAGGGGGCGUCGAAAGACACCCUUCCCCUCAUGCGCGCCGGCACCUUCCAGGAGGUGUUGGCGGCCGUCCCUACUCCAUACAGGACGGCGGUUGAGGCCGACCUUCGGGCGGUCUGGGGCCAUGCAGGCAGUCUUGCCUCUUGCAUGGUUGCCAAACGGCAGUUGGCCCGGCACGUCACCAACGGCGCCGCGGGCAACCCCUCCUUCCCCUCGUCCUUCGGGGGUAUGAAGGUUCCGGACGUCCCUAUGUCCGAUGUGUUUGCCAAGUCCCCGGAGGGGGCUGCGUCGCGCCAGAAGGUGCGCGACGACGUGUUAGCGGGCAAACAAGCAGUGCUCAAAUCCGUCGUCCUCGCAAGGGACGCGGAGGAGAAGUUUCUGCAUGGCUUGAUUGACAAGGGCCGGCGUACAAAGCUGAUGCUUGGUCUGAUAAAGACCGUGUACGACCGCGAUGUCAAGCCAUUCGCAGUGGUACCAGGGGCGGCUAGUGGUGAUACGUUCGAUGAGGACGCUAUGCACCUCGAUGAUGUCGACCUCGCGGUGGCCGAGUGGGUCGUUCCCUCGGCCGUCGUUAACGAGUACCGGCGCGCUCGUGCUGUCGUCAGCACGUUGAUCGCCAGGAUCCUCCAGUUGCGCAUCGCUGAAAAGCGAGCAUGGGAGGAUCGCGAGCGCGCAAAGGCGGAGACGAAGAAGGUGGCCGACGCGGGGCUGGGCGCCCCCGUCACACAGCAGACCGUGCAGAAGCUCGUCGCUACGCAGGUCAAGGCCGCCCUUCGCGACAAGAAGUCGGCGAAGCUCGCGAAAGCGAGUUCUAAGUCUGGUAAGGCUGGGGGAAAGGCCAAAUCCUCGGGCAAGGGCCCCGUCGCUGCGAAGAACAAGUCGAAGACUCACAAGCGGAAGCGCAGCGGCGGUUCAGGCGAAUGGCAUGGCUUCAGCGGGGAGAGCAGCAGCAGCAAACCUCGCGCGAAGAAACGUCAGCGUCGGUCGUCGUAG